This is a messenger RNA of Bombyx mori (domestic silkworm), 3450 nucleotides long. RefSeq names its product neuropeptide receptor B4 (gene NGR-B4). Gene Ontology annotation, molecular function: G protein-coupled peptide receptor activity. Bases 264 to 1520 code for a protein of 418 amino acids. Gene Ontology annotation, biological process: adenylate cyclase-modulating G protein-coupled receptor signaling pathway; cell surface receptor signaling pathway. The record is from RefSeq and is a predicted model, not a curated record. NCBI's taxonomy places the organism in Eukaryota, Metazoa, Arthropoda, Insecta, Lepidoptera, Bombycidae. Gene Ontology annotation, cellular component: plasma membrane. The transcript has 13 exons.
CGAACAGCCCGCAAUAAAUGCAGGGCUGAAGAAAUCUCAGUUCCCGCUCAGCUUCCGCCGCGGGAAGACGCCGUGCCGUGCUAGCUCCACUACUCAGAUUAAAUGUAUCUAAAUAUAGAUAAUUAUAACUAAUUCAAAAGUGUUGUCGUUUUCAUUACAAAACUUGCAGAGCCUUCUGGAAUAAGCUGCUUGGGAUGAGAUGCGAACAAUGACCUGAAUGCAAAAUAUUUCGACCAAGGAAAAAGGCUAUUAGAUAAUGCAAUAUGUUGUCACGUUUUCUGAACAAAUUAUUUAGUCAAACCAACGUCACUGAAAAUCCACAGCUGAAGGUGCUUUAUACACGUUAUGAAGAGUGUUUUGUCUCAAAUGAGACUCACAAUACAAUAGUUCAGUCGGAAUACGACGAAAAUGCUCCACGGUGCCCGAAAACGUUCGACGGUUUUUCAUGUUGGGACGAAACUCCGUCCAACACAACGGUUGUACAAAAUUGUCCAGAAUUAAUAAAUGGAUUCGACCCAAGCCGAACUGCUUUUAAAGAGUGUUUGGAGAACGGAACUUGGCUCGAGCAUCCGGAGAGCAAGAAAGUAUGGACCAAUUACACGACAUGCAUUGACUACGAUGAUCUGCGUUUUCGCAACGUGAUCAACAACAUGUAUGUCGGUGGCUACGCGAUCUCAUUGAUCGCUCUGAUCCUGUCUCUGAUGAUAUUCGUUUUUCUCAGGCAUUUUCAAUAUAAGCGGACGCGAAUCCAUGCCAAUCUAUUCAUUUCGUUCAUCCUCAACAACAUCAUGUGGAUCGUCUGGUAUAAAACUGUUGUGGACUACAUCGAAGUGGUACAAGAAAACACGAUUUGGUGUCAAUCCCUUCACAUCUUGACCUAUUAUCACAUGAUGACGAGCUACAUGUGGAUGUUCUGCGAAGGCCUACACCUGCAUGUUGGACUGGUGUCUAUAAAUGAAUAUAUCUCAGUACGCUCAUACUGUGCCAUCGGGUGGGCCAUCCCAGCUCUGGUUGUCGCUCUAUAUACUGGUGUUCGUAUGCAACUCCGUUAUGGAACAGAACGAUGCUGGAUGGAUCAAAGCCACGCUCUCUGGAUCAUCGUCAUCGCAGUUGUGAUUAUACUCACACUUUCCUUCCUAUUUCUGGUGAACGUUAUUCGAGUUCUGUUAAAAAAGAUGCAACCGCCCGCCUCAAAUCAGCCGAAUGAAGCCGCCAAGAAAGCUGCCCGGGCCACUGCCACUUUGGUUAUAUAUUUCAUGAUUCCGCUGUACGGACUGCAUUUCAUCUUGAUCCCAUUUCAACGAGCUCCGGAAUCUAUUGGCGAGAAAAUAUACCAAGUUGUUUCAGCGUUGCUCACAAGCUUGCAGGGACUCUGUGUUUCUAUUUUGUUUUGUUUUACAAAUAACGACGUAAAGACAGCCCUUACAAAUUACUUGGCACGGUACAAGCGAAAAACCGAAGCUAUCCAGAUGACUGGUAUCACCACUGGAGAAAGCGCUGUGAAUCCAAAUGCCGCCUAGCAACGCCAACGCCUUAUACAUUUUAUGGAAACGUUCAUUUAAAUCAGUCAGUGAACACCGUUGGUCGUCUAAUAUAACAUAGUACUUCACAAACAGAGGUACAGAACAACAUAAGUCUAAUUACUAUAAGUAGAAUUAUUUUGUCGGUGCAGUUUGGGUCAUAAAACAUAGCCCGGCUAGGGCGUUGAGCAUGUUGCGCGGGCGCAACGCCAUUAUCGAUAAAAACAAAUGAAUCAUCGAAGGCAGGUACACGGUGGUAUACGAAAGGUGGUGAGACAUUGUUAUGCUAAGAGUCAUUUGUACUUACUUACCUGCAAAUUAUAGUACAUUAUGUUGAAGUGUUUUUAUGCAUUCGUUCUCUGGAUUUCUUUAGUGACACAAUGGCUACUCCUUUUGGCUAUCAAAACGGCAGAAUUUAUUCAAAAUAUUGUUUGCACGUGUUAUCAACAAUGUGUUAAAAAAAUUCACUGAAAUAAGAAUAGAUACCGAAAAAUUACAAAGUGUUAAUUUCUGCCGUUCUCGUUAAGUUGCUGCGGUGAUAUGUGGUGUAAAUGUUCCAUUAGUGAUUUUUUCUUUUUUAUCACUAACCUACAAAAUGACAAAAUUAAAUAAACUAUCGAUAACGCUUAUCGAUAACAAUAAUGCGCAUCACUAUGCCCGUCCAUAAGGCUCGUGAGUGGAAGAGAGAGCGAAAUACUGGCUUCACCGCUCCGAUUUUUUAUGACCCAAACUGCACGGACAAAAUAAUUCUACUAUAGUAGUUAAUUUGCGUAGUCAAGUGCACGCGUAUAAGACGACUUUCAGGUUCCUGUGAACGUAUUUACCAAAAAUGUAAAAGGCAAAGUGUAUUCAAUACACGUGUUGUUAUAAUAUACGGACUUCGAAACGACGACUUUGCAAUUCUCAAGGACAACCUAGUUAAGACAUUAUUGAUAUUAUAUCCACCACUAUUAAAUGCACUUUGGAGUGUAUAAUAAAUUAUAUUAGCACUAAAAUUUGAAAUUAGUUAUAAUUUGAGAUCAAUAUAUGUCAAUCUUUUAUCGAAAACGGAUUUACGUAGUGACUAGGAUACGACUAAUUAUCCUGAGUAAGAUAUGUAAUAAUAACAUUUAACUAAGUUUUAUUGAAGUUAUUAAAUAUCAACGUAUUAUUGACAACUUAUAUUAUUUACGAAGUUGAGGUAAUGUUUUAAUAUUAAAUAAUCAAUUUGUCUCAUUCAACAGUUCAAUAAUAAUCACAAAUGUAAUCAAAGUAUUUAACAUUAUAAAAAUUAACGUUUUAAAAUUAUUACUUACAAAUUCAUGUUUAUCUUAUUCAGUAUUAUAAUGACAAAUAUAGUCAAAGUAUUUAACAUAUUAUUGUAAAAAUUAAGGUUUUAAAAUUAUUACUUACAAAUUCAUGUUUAUCUUAUUCAGUGUAAUGAUGACAAAUGUAGUCAAAGUAUUUAACAUAUUAUUAUAAAAAUUAAAAUUUUAAAAUUAUUACUUACAAAUUCAUGUUUAUCUUAUUCAGUGUUAUGAUGACAAAUAUAGUCAAAGUAUUUAACAUAUUAUUGUAAAAAUUAAGGUUUUAAAAUUAUUACUUACAAAUUCAUGUUUAUCUUAUUCAGUGUUAUGAUGACAAAUAUAGUCAAAGUAUGUAACAUAUUAUUGUAAAAAUUAAGGUUUUCAUGUUUAUCUUAUUCAGUGUUAUGAUGACAAAUGUAGUCGAAGUAUUUAACAUAUUAUUAUAAAAAUUAAGGUUUUAAAAUGAUUAACCAGUAUUAUAAUUAAUUUUUAUCUUGUUCAGUGUGAGGAUUAUAAAUGCAAUCAAAACAUUGACAUUAUCAAAAUUAACGUUUUAAAAUUAUUACUUACUAAUUCAUGUUUAGCUUAUUUAAUUUUAGUAUGAUGUUAAUGUUAGUUUAAUAAAUGGGAUAUUUGUGAUGAAA